AACCCUAAUCAGCUAAUCUGCCCCCUUUAGCAUUUCAUCGUCAGUCCAGUCGCUCCUUUGCCCAACCGAACCCAUUUCACUCGAAGAAUGCAAUCGAAGAACCCUUGUUCAUCAGCUAAACUGCUUUUUAUACAGUAAGCGCGACCGAGCUGCAUGGUUGAUGCCCUCAAACGACCCUUUACUUCAUACUGUUUCUGAAAAUCUAUUGGAUCGCUUGCAGGAAUGCCAGAGAGCAAGCCAGUGGUUGGCCUCUCAUGGCAACCACAGUUGCCAUUCCCAUCUUCGUCAAAUGUUGCAAAUGAUGGAUCUCAUACCAAAUCUCAACCCGAGGCAUCAAGUAGGACACUUUGGAAACCGAAUUCAGAGCUGGUUGAUGGGCUUUUUGUUCCUCCGAAUGAUCCCAGAAAAUUAAACAAGUUACUGAGAAAGCAAGUUAAAGACACUGCUGGGAAGAAUUGGUUCAACAUGCCUGCUCAAACAAUCACCCCUGAGUUGCAGAAAGAUCUGAAGUUAUUGAAGUUGAGGGGUGCCAUUGAUCCCAAGCGUCACUACAAGAAGGGUGAUUCAAAAUCAAAGACACUUCCCAAGUAUUUUCAGGUGGGAACAAUUGUAGAUUCUCCUUUGGACUUUUUCUCAGGCAGAUUAACAAAGAAGGAGAGAAAAGCAUCGCUUGCAGAUGAGUUGCUUUCUGAUCAAAACCUUGCAGCUUACAGGAAGCGGAAGGUUCGAGAAAUUGAAGAACAGAAUCGUCCAGCUGGGAAUGAAAAGUGGAAGAUUAAAGGUCGGGAUUCUCGGAAGAAGCGUGCAAAGGAAAGGAGGAAUUAUUAAUUUUUCCACCCUUUUGGAGCUCAUCCAUGUCAUUUUCUCUGGUUUUGGACAAUCACAUUCAAUGUUGUCAACAAGCAAAUUAGUUCAAUGCUACGAAACAGUUUAGAAUUUUGAUGUAAUUUAAAAAUCUCUAUCUUAAAUUAAUUAACUAUAAAACCUACUAAUUGCUAUGUUUUUUGUGUUUA
This is a messenger RNA of Gastrolobium bilobum, 1013 nucleotides long. Its product is annotated as rRNA-processing protein fcf2-like. The transcript has 7 exons. The coding region runs from base 223 to 828 and encodes 201 amino acids. The record is from RefSeq and is a predicted model, not a curated record. Gene Ontology annotation, molecular function: RNA binding. NCBI's taxonomy places the organism in Eukaryota, Viridiplantae, Streptophyta, Magnoliopsida, Fabales, Fabaceae. Gene Ontology annotation, cellular component: nucleolus. Gene Ontology annotation, biological process: RNA processing.